AUGACUCCACGGGAGCAGCUGAGGAAGAUGACGGCACUGGGAGAGCAGGGGGCUUUGGAUGAAAAACACUGGUACCGUCUGGUGAACGGCAUGUCAGCUGGAGAGCUGAGGCAGAGGCAGGAGUUGAUAAUGAGGAACCAGAUGGCCAUGGCUCCACAGAUCCUUGCCCAGGGGCAGCAGAGGUUACAGGGUGUCCCAGCGCAGUUCGAACCUCACUUCAUGGAGAGGGAGUUGGUUCCCCCCACUGAGAUGGUAGCUUCUGACACCAGACAGAUCCACAUGGGGCCUCACCUAGGUCCACCAAUGCCCCCACAUGCCAAUGUCCUGCCUGGGAGGGCUUUCCCCGGAGCAGCUGGCUAUGGCUUCUUACCCUCAGAACCCAUGGAAACAGUUGCUCGGCGACAGGAGCUCAUUCACAAGCAAAAUAUAGCCAGAAUGGAGAUGAAUGCCAUCCUGCAUCAGAAGGAGCUGGAAAAUGCUCACCAGAAAGGACUGAUGGGAAUUGACAAUCCCAUGUCUUACCCUUCCAACCCCAUGGCCUUUAGAGGUCGUCAGCGCAUGCCAGAUGGCCACGAUGUCUUCGUCCACCGUCCUACCCUGGACGAACUUCACUCCAACAGCAUACUCAUGUCAGCCAGCCCUUACCCACCAAUCAGCACGCUGCACAGGGAGAGGGGACGCAGGGCUGGCAGAAGACCAACCACACACAAGAGUGCAGAAAGCCAUGUGACCAACCUGAAGGGCCAAACUGAAGAUAAAAGUGUAGAGCAGAGCCCAGGAGCCACAUCAGGGGAAGAGAAGGAGGUGGAGGCAAAGGGGGACAUGGGAGAGGAAUGUGCCGCCAGCAAAACGCACCAUCAAGCAAAAAUAGACCCUGAACACGCCACAGGAAGCAGGAAGAAUUACAAAGAAGGGGAGGCAGCCCUGCGUAAAGCCUGUGUGAACAGUCAGGAGAGUUGCUCUGAUGUGGCCAACAGUGGCACAAAUGACAAAGACAUAUCCAGCCAAUGUUCAGCUUUCCAGGAGAAAUUCAUGUAUCCCUCUGCAGGUGGAGCUCUCACAGGGAUGCCUUACAUGUUCCCCGUCCCUGGAAAUGGUUUUCUUCCCCCUGGUCCACCGAAUCUCUUUCUCAAUGGUAAUGAGGUGUCAGAGGACAUAAGGAAGUGGACAGUGAAUGAUGUUUACAACUUUAUCAACAGUAUACCCACAUGUUCAGAUUACGCUCAGACAUUCAAGGACCACAUGAUUGAUGGGGAGACGCUGCCCCUCCUCUCAGAGGAGCAUCUACUAGACACACUGGGGCUGAAGCUGGGGCCGGCUCUUAAGAUCCGCUCACAGGUGUCCAAGCGCCUGGGCAGCAUGUUGUACAUGAUGAACCUGCCAAUCUCCUCCACCAACCUGCACGCCACUACUGAGAAGCCCGGGGACCGGUCCUCAGAGAUCGGCUCCCCUGUUAACUGCAACAGUGAGGAAAUGAUGGCAAGUCCAAGAGACCCUGAUGUCCUCAAAUCCACAGAGCACCUUCAGGAGACAGAGAACAAUUCCCCUCCAUCUGCCAGCAGUGAGACAGCCUGAUCGGCACUGAUAUGUGGACAGAUGUGAACCGAACAAGGCCCAGUCUGCACCUACGGCAUGGCACUGUAACUGAAGGACUGCUGCUGUCACAGUGGUGGUUUUGUUUACAUGAUGAUUAACUGGAUUGAAGAUGCUUUUUUACUAUUUGCUACCUGGGUUUUUGAUACACAGGUCCAUACUAGGCCCAGGUGUCUGCUAAAUAUUUGUAUUUUAUAUAUAUAUAUGUGCAUAUAUUUCUGACAGUGGAGUGGCGGGGAUUUUGAGUUAUGAGACGCUAAGAGGGUUCUCAUUUUUCUUUUCUCUUUUACAUUACAGGCCGUCUCUAAAUGUCUGAUUGUGGCUUCAAAAUUAUUUUUUUCAGCUGCUAAAUGUCAUUU
This is a messenger RNA of Seriola aureovittata, 1952 nucleotides long. RefSeq names its product sterile alpha motif domain containing 7 (gene samd7). The coding region runs from base 1 to 1575 and encodes 524 amino acids. The transcript has 8 exons. Lineage: Eukaryota; Metazoa; Chordata; Actinopteri; Carangiformes; Carangidae. The record is from RefSeq and is a predicted model, not a curated record. Gene Ontology annotation, molecular function: protein binding.